This is a messenger RNA of Priceomyces carsonii, 1887 nucleotides long. RefSeq lists its product as uncharacterized. The transcript has a single exon. The record is from RefSeq and is a predicted model, not a curated record. The coding region runs from base 1 to 1887 and encodes 628 amino acids. Lineage: Eukaryota; Fungi; Ascomycota; Pichiomycetes; Serinales; Debaryomycetaceae.
AUGCUUUUUCGUAUCAUAUCUACAAAUGCACAGCUGGGACUAAGGCCCGUAAUCCUACUGAAAGUUCGACCAAACAAAGGAGGAUUAUUGGCGCCCUCCAGUCUUCAGCUGAAUAGUAGCUCUGCGAGUCUGUAUGCAUUGAAUCAAGCUUUAACGAGGUCUAAUUCUAAUGUAUCGAAUGGAAAUAUUCAAACACCGAAGCAUCUGAGUUCUAAUGUGGAUGCUUUUCUUGCCAAGGCACAGAGGGACCCCCUCUUGCGAGAUGUUAUUGACAGUGAAAGGGAAUCCAAAUUGCACUAUUUUCAAGAGCAGUUAAAUUCAGCACACCAGUAUCGGACUCGAAAAGAUCUUGAUGGAAAAAGGGCUUUUGCUAAUACGGUACAGAAUGUUUUCAAUUUAUUUGAUGACAAGGAACUCAGAGGUUCUUUAAACUCAAAAGAUUUAUUCCAGUAUGCUCAUCUUUUGAGCUUUUCAGUAUAUCACAAUAGAACCUCAAGACUUACGGGAUCUAAAAAUAGAGAUAGUGACCAAUAUCAUAGCGAAAAUUUGCAUGAUGAGCUCUUGCUUAAGUCUGCUGUUUUGAAUACGUCUGAUAUUGUUAUGAGUGGUGAGUUAAACAAGAUUUUAAAUGCUAACAUUUUACUGUUUGUAUUUUUUGCAAUGUUACAAUUUCUGAUGCAUCCAGAAAUGAUUAACUUAUGGGAAAAUGGAGUUACCGACAAUGAGGUGGGACACUUGUAUUUAAACGAAAAAAUAUUAGCUGUAAUUCUUCCUGUCGCUUUUGACAGUAAGAAGUUCAGUUAUGAAGAAAUCUUACACAUCUACGAUUUAAACACCAAAGAUAUUGAAGUUGUAUAUCAUGAACUUUUAACUUCGAUUGGGAAGAUUGCCAUUCGUGCAGGGGACUAUUCUCGUGGUUUAGAUUCUUUAGAGUCUUUGUUGCAACAAUUUGAAGCUAGAUCAAAGGAUCAAAGAAAAGUGUUAUCUUCCUUAGGUGAUUUGCACUUGAGUUUUAUUGGCUCUUGUAAAGAUAUAAAAAUUGCAAGGCAUUUUUUUGAUAAAGUGAUCCAAUUCGAUUUACCAUAUCCUGUCAAAUUAAAAGUUCCUCAUAUUCAAUCUUUAUUAGAGAACUGUUAUGAAUCAGAUGAACCAUUUGAUAAUAUUUUAUACUUUUGGAAGUCAACAAUAAAGCACUAUCAAAAUGAAAACAAAGGAAUGCUGUUAAAUUCUCGUUAUUCGAUAUUAAAUAACACAUUUUUCCAGAUUUUCUUUAAAAAAUAUCCAUCUAUGAACGAGGAAUCUUUUGAAAAAUUAAAAGAAGUGAUCAGAGUUUUCUCCGAAAUUAAGCCAAUCGACGAAGUGUUCUUGAAUACGAUCAUCGGUAACUAUUCUUGGGGAGAUAAGGCUGUUUUUGAGCAGUUGGUAUUGAACUAUUCCAUUUACAAUAUUCGUCGUACCCCUGUUUCUUACAGAAUAUGCCUCAAAAAGACAGGAGAUAUACCAGAUUACACAAAUGAGGAAAUACUUGGCAAAUGGAAUGAAUCCUUAAAAAAUUUGGAUGAUAGUAAGUUCACAUACAUCCCAAUUGCUGAUUGGGCUGCAUUGCGUGAUUCCACUAUAUUAUCCCCAAAAUCUUCUGAGAGAAAGGACCUCUAUUUGUCGAUUGUACAGAAGUAUAAGGAUUACAUCCAAGAUGAAAGAUCGUGUGUCAGGUUUAUAAGAAAUUGGAUGAAAAGACCUGAGCAUUUUAAGGAUUUGGCUCUGUUGGCUUUAGAUAAAAAUCCCGAAAUUAAAAACUUCAUUGAAAUCGACAUUCCUCAUUUCAAUCUGCUCAGACCGUGUAUCAACUACAAUGAUACUGUUAGCAAAGUAUUGAACAAUAAUUAA